Schistosoma intercalatum is the source of this 1804-nucleotide messenger RNA. The record is from the annotation of a GenBank genome assembly. Lineage: Eukaryota; Metazoa; Platyhelminthes; Trematoda; Strigeidida; Schistosomatidae.
UGUAAAUUAAUUUUUUUUAGUGAUAAAGGAAGGAAACGUUUUCAGAAUAUAUUUUUUCUCUGGUAUCAUGUUAUUAAUAUUGAUUUUGAUUACAUCAAUAUACGCUAUCCCGUUAGAUUUUCCUUGUUAUGAUGAUACAUGGUUUUUUUCAAACGAAACGGGAAAAUGUUAUAAACCAAUAAUGGGAGCACAGAAAUUACCGUUUUCAAAUGCUUCACAAGCAUGCAAAACAUACUUGCAAAAUAUUUCAAAAGUUUCAAUAAAUUUAGUAAAAUUAUCUAAUGAAAAUGAAGCUGAUGCAUUUGUGAAGUUGUUGUCUGAAAAUGCUUUUAAAGAAACAAUUUGGAUUGGAGCUAAUCGUAGUGAUGCGAAGCAACCAUUUAUUUGGUAUAUGGAUGGUAGUACAGCUCUUUUCGACUACACUGAUUGGUCUCAAGGAACGCAACCAGGAGAUUGUAUUGGCUUCUCAUAUACAACUCAACCAAUAUCUGGAACCGAUAAGUGGACUAUAGUUAAAACGAUCGAUAAUAAACCAUGUGAUAUGAUGCGUUCAUUCAUUUGUGAACAUAAAGUUCCACUUUGUACAAAUCCACCAGGAGGCUUUAAUCCAACUACAAUGAUCAUAAAACCAUCUGUCAUGGCUCCAAGAUCUAUUGUACAAGUACAAUGUGCACCUGGUACAUCAAAAGAUCCUAUUACAUCUAAUAACCGAUUAUCCGGUUUUGAUGUGGAUUUAAGCUUAUCAGAAAAUUCAUAUAAAUGCACAGGGAAACGAUUUAAUAAUAAUCCGAAUCCUGAAGAUCCUUUAAAGUUUCAACCACAACUAUUCUAUUCAGGCUAUUUACUACCAACAUGUUCAUCUGUGCGUUGUAAUGAAACGGAAUUGGACAUCACUAUUCCUAAAAAUGCUAAGUUAGUUACUGCACGUAAUCGUAUCACGGAACAAGUCUUUGGCUUACAUCAGGUUAAUCAAUUCUAUUCAUAUGGAAAUGUGAUUUCUAUCAGAUGUAAUCCAGGAUAUCUAUUUAACGAUCGUACUACAGAAAAACAGGUAUCUUGUGAAUUAGCGCCUGGUUCAAAUACAAUUGGAGAAUAUCGUGGUUAUUCUGGUACAGUACUACCAUUACCAACAGAAUGUCAAGAGGCCACUUGUUUAUAUGAACAAGCUGUAAUACAACCGGAUUAUAAUAUGGAACCAUAUUUUAUUGUCAUGAAAAGUAACGUAGACGUGAUGAAUUUAACGAAACACAGUGGAGUUCCAUAUCCACGUGGAACAGUGAUUCGAUACUUUUGCAAAGACGGUUAUGAAAGUAUUCAUCAAAAUUCCGAAUUAAAUAUCACAUGCGGUAAUUACGGCCAGUGGACUCCACAACUAAUUGGUUGUAUUGCAAGAAUUGAGAAAGUCCCUGUGAGUCUUACUGGACGAAUUUAUACUGAACCAAAAGAAGCUGAAUCUGCAGCAAAAUUAUCCUCAAUUAUGUUCAUUAUGGUUUUUAUAUUUCUGGGGCUAAUUUUAUUGCUAGAUUUAGCCACUAUUGGUAGAGAUUUCAAACAAAUACGGAAAAAUAUUAAAUUGCAAAGAAGAAGAUUGAAACACUCAGGAAAUAAAAGCAAAGUUGGUUGAAAAAAGUACUUAGUGAACCAUCUUAUCACGGUCAAUAAUUGUUUGUUUUUUGGCUUAAUCAGAGAUAAAAUAUGUUAAAUAUUAUCACCAUUGUGAAAUUACUGUCAGUAAAUUUUAAACGUUUGUCCUUUAUCAGUUUUUAUUUCAACAUUUUCACUGAUAAAUAAUUUAUUGAUGUUA